CCACUCCAACCGCAACCGCAGCCUCUUCUCCCCAACCGAGCCCACCACCACCAAGGAAGAAGCCACACCAGCUCCCAAAACCCCACUACAAAUCCCCCUAUUCAUCCUGCUCCCCAGCAGAUCGCACAAUCGGCAAGCGUUUCCGUGUGAUUCGACCCCGAAUACCCAAGCAGCGAAGCGGAGGCGGCGGUUCUUGGCAGAAAAAAAAAAUCGGUUCUUUGAUUGGGGAGGGGAGAUGAGCGAGGGGGUGAAGGCGAUGCUGGCGCGACCGAUCCAGAUGGCCGACGAGGUCGCCAAGCAGUGCGCCGCCGCGCGGAGCUUCCGCGCCGAGUGCGCCGACCUCAAGGUCCGCGCUGACAAGCUCGCCGCCCUGCUGCGUCAGGCAGCGCGGGCGCCGGACCUCUACGACCGCCCGGCCGCGCGGAUCAUGGCCGGGGCGACGCAGGCCCUGUCCAGGGCGUCGGUGCACUCGGCGCGGUGCGCGCGCGGGCACUCGCGGCUCCGGAGCCUCUUCACGCUCAGCCCCGCCGCCGGGUUCCCGCGCGCCGUCGCCGCGCUGGACACCGCUCUCGAGGACGUCGCCUGGCUGCUCCGCAUCUCCUCGUCGCACCACCACGACGGAGGAGGCGGGGACGGCGAGGACGACUCGCUCCUGGGACUCCCCAACAUCGCGCAGAACGAGCCCAUCCUCUUCUUCAUCUGGGACCACGUCGCGCGGCUGCACACAGGCUCCCCCGCGGCGCGCGCGGACUCGGCGGCAAACCUCGCCUCGCUGGCCCGGGACAGCCAACACUUCGCCAAGCUCAUCAUCGAGGAGGACGGCGUGCCGCCGCUGCUCAAGCUGCUCAAGGAGGGCACAGACGACGGGCAGGAGGCCGCGGCGCGCGCGCUGGGGCUGCUGGGAUGCGACGCUGAGAGCGUGGACAAGCUCAUCCAGGCGGGGGUGUGCUCCGCCUUCACUGCUGCACUCAAGGAGCCGCCCAUGCGCGUGCAGGCCGCAGUCGCCGAGGCCGUUGCGACCCUUGCAGACCGGAGUUCCACGUGCCAGGACCUCUUCGCGCAGAACAACGCCGUCCGGUACCUCGUUGGCCACCUUGCCUCUGGGACCAUUCAGGAGCACAGCAGGUACUCCGUUGGCUCAAGCAGCUCUAAUAAGAACAGCACCGCUGCACCGCAGUCCAUGAACUUGCUCCACUCUGUGAUGGUUGCCAAGACUCUGAGCAUGAACCGCGAUGGUGACCUUGACACCUCCAGUGGCACCGCCGAGCCGCCAAGGAUGUCUAAUGGCUCGCCAGGCGAGCAAGACACGAAAAGGAACCAAAUGCAGUCGGUGGUUCACUCUGCUAUGGCUGCCAAGACAACCACAAAUGGCUCGUUGGUUCCGCCAUUCAGGCCGCAGCUGGGCACGAGUGGCUCCAGUGGCCGUGGUGCUCGCGAAGUGGAGGAUCCCGAGACCAAGGCACACUUGAAGGCUAUGGCGGCAAAAGCUCUGUGGAAGCUCGCCCACAGCCAUUUGGGUGUCUGCAAGAGCAUUACAGAGUCGCGUGCGCUGCUGUGCUUUGCUGUGCUCCUGGAGAAGGGUGAUGGAGAUAUGGGUACUGAUGUGCAGUUCUUCUCGGCAAUGGCAAUCAUGGAAAUUGCCCGUGUCGCUGAACACAGCCUUGUGCUGCGGCAAUCGGCAUUCAAACCCAGCUCCCCAGCAGCCAAGGCUGUCGUUGAUCAGCUUCUCCUUGUCGUCCGCAAGGGCGACUACGACAGGUUGCUCCGCCCAUGCAUCACCGCCCUUGGCUGCCUUGCGCGCACCUUCACAGCAAGUGAGACCAGGGUCGUCGCCCCUCUUGUGCAGCUUCUCGACGAGCGUGAGCCACCGGUCACUAAGGAGGCGGUGAUCGCGCUCACCAAGUUCGCAUGCACUGAGAACCACCUACAUGUGAACCACUGCAAGGCCAUUGUCGAUGACAGCGGUGCUCAUCACCUUGUCCAGCUUGUCUACCUCGGCGACGAGGUGCAGAUAGAGGCGCUGAUACUACUCUGUUACAUUGCACUGUACGUGCCUGAGAGUGAGGAGCUCGCUCAGGCCGGUGUGCUGGCCGUGUUGCUCUGGGCAUCGAAGCAGGCUCACAUGGUGCAAGACACACGUGUCGAGGCACUGCUUCCAGAUGCCAAGGCGAGGGUGGAGCUCUUCCAGUCCAGGGCCUCCAGAUGAUGCAGGAAACAGGAUCACUGGACAUGGGUUAGUACUUUGCUGCAAUGUGUAACUAGAGUAGAGUUAUUUUCAUUGUCCGCAAUUGCUCUUGUGAGUUAGCUUACAUUGUAGGCUGUACAUAUGAAGCCAUCAAUUGUCUCAGAAAAUUGUUUGGGGGUAUUGAAUUAUAAUUCACGAGACAUUGAAACACAAUAUUGGUGUACCUGUAAAGUUGGCCAUGAAACUUUUGUCUGUUCAUUUCUGGUUCCAUCAAGUUGAAUCACAAACAACUGGACAAUGAAGUUUCAGUCUUUAACCAUGCAUUGACUUUGUUAAGAAA
This is a messenger RNA of Phragmites australis (common reed), 2525 nucleotides long. RefSeq lists its product as uncharacterized. The coding region runs from base 236 to 2206 and encodes 656 amino acids. Lineage: Eukaryota; Viridiplantae; Streptophyta; Magnoliopsida; Poales; Poaceae. Gene Ontology annotation, molecular function: protein binding. The record is from RefSeq and is a predicted model, not a curated record. The transcript has a single exon.